AUGACUACUGGCACUCUCGCCGAAGCCCCUGCUGGCUCCAACAACGGCGUCCACGCCGGCGAGGGCUCCAAGUCGUACAAGGCCUUCCUCAAUGAGGCCUUGGCGGCGGCGGAGAAGCGUGACCCGGGGCAGCCUGAGUUCAUGCAGGCCGUCCACGAGGUCAUCCCGCGCCUGCUUGAGCCCGAGCGCGCAAUCAUCUUCCGCGUGCCCUGGACCGAUGACGCCGGCAGGGAGCGCGUCAACAGGGGGUUCAGGGUCCAAUUCUCCUCGGCCCUCGGCCCCUUCAAGGGCGGGCUGCGCUUCCACCCCUCGGUCAACCUGUCGGUCAUCAAAUUCCUCGGGUUCGAGCAGAUUUUCAAGAACGCCCUCACCACCCUGCCCAUGGGCGGCGGCAAGGGCGGCUCCGACUUUGACCCCCGCGGCAAGAGUGACGCCGAGGUCAUGCGAUUCUGCCAGUCCUUCAUGACCGAGCUGCACAGGCACAUUGGCCCCCAGACCGACGUUCCCGCCGGCGACAUCGGCGUCGGUGGCCGCGAGAUCGGCUUCCUGUUUGGCCAGUGGAAGCGCCUGUCCAACGAGUUUGCCGGCGUGCUCACCGGCAAGGCGCCCGCGUGGGGCGGCUCCCUGAUGCGCCCUGAGGCCACGGGCUACGGCGCGGUGUACUUUGGGGGCCACAUCCUCAAGGCCAACGGCGACGGGUACGAGGGCAAGCGCGUCCUGGUGUCGGGCGCCGGCAACGUGGCCACCUACGCCGCCCUCAAGGUGAUCGAGCUGGGCGGCGUCGUGCUGACCCUCUCCGACUCCACCGGCACUGUCGUGGAGGAGGGCGGCUUCACCAAGGAGCAGGUGGAGCAGGUGAUGGACCUCAAGACCCGCGUCCGCACCACCCUGGCCGACUACAAGUCACCCUCGGGCGUGUACCAUAAGGGAGUGGCCGUGUGGGCCCUUGACAUCCCUGCAGACAUCGCCAUGCCCUGCGCCACACAGAACGAGAUCGACGGCGCCAGCGCCGCCGCCCUGGCCAAGGCCGGCGUCAAGCUGGUGCUCGAGGGCGCCAACAUGCCCACCACCGCGGAGGGCGUCGCCGCCUACGAGGCCGCGGGCGUGCAGCUCGCGCCCGCCAAGGCGUGCAACGCCGGCGGUGUGGCCGUGUCUGGCCUGGAGAUGGCCCAGAACGCGGGCAUCACCCGCUGGAGCGCCGAGGAGGUCGACGCCAGGCUGCAGGGCAUCAUGGAGAGCAUCUACAACGCAUCCGCGGCCGCGGCCAAGAAGUAUGGCACCAGCUUCGUCAACGGCGCAAACAUCGCCGGCUUUGUGCAGGUCGCCGACGCGAUGCUUGCCCAGGGCUGCGUGUAA
This is a messenger RNA of Monoraphidium neglectum, 1356 nucleotides long. RefSeq names its product glutamate dehydrogenase. The transcript has 16 exons. Gene Ontology annotation, cellular component: cytosol. Lineage: Eukaryota; Viridiplantae; Chlorophyta; Chlorophyceae; Sphaeropleales; Selenastraceae. The record is from RefSeq and is a predicted model, not a curated record. The coding region runs from base 1 to 1356 and encodes 451 amino acids. Gene Ontology annotation, molecular function: L-glutamate dehydrogenase (NADP+) activity.